AUAUUAUAGAUACGCCUAUAGAUACGGUCAAGCCGGGCCGAGCGCCCAACCCCCGAGUUCAAGGGGCAGCGGGGUCAUGAGCGAUGUGCUGAUUUCCGACACUGCCGUCCGAGUAGUUUUAUGGAGUCAAGCCCAUAAGAUUGAGGGUCGGUCGGCUGUUGAGUGAUGUGCCAACUUCUGGUGCCAUUGACCAAGUGAUUUAUGGCAUCAAGCUCUGAGCUUAAGGACUGCAGGAGAUACCAUGAUAGUGGUACAGUUCAACAAUUUUGGAAUGAUUAAUGGGAAAUGAAAUCAAUUUGGUGGAGAUGCUUCAGCCAGGAUUCGCAAUACAGAGAUACCCCUCCACGUGUUUGGAUCCGAGUCCGACUGCUGUCUGCUCGCCACGGUGAGACAGGUCGUGGGAUUGGGGUGAAUGGGGGGCCCUUCCUCUCCCCGUCGGGAGAACAACGGCGAGGGGAGCAGCGGCGGCGGCGGGAGCUCGAAGGAGCGCCCGAGGUCCUUCGAUGAAAAGACCCGAUUGGCGUGCUGGCGGAAGGCGGCGGUGGUGGCGGGGCGGCACCCGGAACGCUGGCGGCAGGACGCCGUCGGCAACAUCGUCUGCCGCCGCUUCUGGAGCUGCCACGGGUGCCUCUGCUACGAGUACGACCACAUCGUCCCCUUCUCGAGAGGAGGAGAGUCCACUGUCGAGAACUGCCAGAUCCUUCAGACUAGGGUAAACCGAUCCAAAUCUGAUAAAGCAUGGGUAGAUGAAGCAGAGAUGCGGGGUUUCUCCUGUGACAUCAAGUUCACUGACAAGGAACUCGAUAUCAUUGAGAUGGCUGCCUACGGGGAUGUUAUUCGUCCAGGUAAGCAAUGCCGUUGCAGGACGGUAGCUGAGAUGCUAGGGCAAGUGAAGUCAAAGAAUCGCGUGGCUGCUUGCGAGCUACCAGACAAAAGCACAUCUUAACAUGUUCUAGGGCUUUUUACACGAAUCAGUCCCAAUUUCUUCUGCUCCUCUCAGGGAGGACAACCUGUUGAGUGUUGUCUCUCAGCUGAUUCCAUUCAACAAUUGUGCUCUCAUUCUUUGUCCACCAGCAUGCCAUUUUGCAAAAAGAAUCUAGUUCCUUCUGAGCUCUCGCAAGCAAAUGCGUGAUCGAACAUUCUGUUUCGCUUUGGUUGAUCUAUGCUUUUUCUUAGAAUUUGAUUCUUGAUCUGUAACAUAUGGGUCGACAAGGCCAUCAAGUACACUUGAUUUCAGCAACUGUUCUUGCAUAUUACGAGUGGUUUUGCAUGGUCU
Molecule: messenger RNA, 1276 nt
Organism: Setaria italica (foxtail millet)
Lineage: Eukaryota; Viridiplantae; Streptophyta; Magnoliopsida; Poales; Poaceae
Exons: 4
Coding region: 413-946 (177 amino acids)
Source: RefSeq, a predicted model, not a curated record